AUAUACUCUGAGGAUUAUAAACUGCACCUUGGACAUGGGGCGUCCCCUUUGCACCGUGCAGGUAAAUACUAAACUCUGAAGUGUUUUUGCUUGGUCACUAUGUCCAGACCAAACAGUGUCAGCCCACCUGAAGUCGGAGCGCCUGUUUUGAGGGGAGGAACUGAGCUCAGAUCAGCUUGGGGUGAGUCUGAGUUCAUGGCCAACGGGUGCCCACAGUCCAGCCGGGAGAGGCUGAGCCGGACCAACAGUCGGUGGAGGCAGGAGGGUGCUCUGGGGCGGCAGCCUGCACAAGCCUUCACCACCGUCAGCAGCGUCAGCUUCAGGUCCAGGUCGGCUUGGCAGGACCAUGGACAGGAAACCCAGGAGAACUGUGCGUCUCCUACAGGUCCGGAGGGUGAGGUGAGACCCAAGUCUGUGGAGGUGGGUCUGGGCAAUCGCACAGUCAGGUUCAAACCCGAGGACGAGGUUUUGCCACAAGUGGACUUCUCCUUGGCGGUUUGCUGCUCCAGCAUCAUGCAUAUUUUCAAAUCCAAGAAGUUCCAGUCGGAGAAGUUGGAGCGGCUCUACCAGCGCUACUUCUUCCGUCUCAACCAGAGCAGCCUGACCAUGCUGAUGGCUGUGCUGGUGCUGGUCUUCACAGUCAUGCUGGGCUUCCAGUGCUCGGCGGGGGCAGCUGGGCCCAGCGUCACCUACAUCGUGGUGAUGUCCACGGCCAUCCUACUCAUCCCCGUCCUCAUGAUUGUCUGCAACAGGAACGCUUUCCACCAGGACCACAUGUGGAUUGUGUGCUACAUGAUUAUCCUGGUGGUGCUGGUGGUGCAGGUGGCCGCAGUGCUGCUGGUGCAGCCCAGAAGUGCCUCAGAGGGGAUGUGGUGGACCGUCUUCUUCAUCCACAUCAUAUACACGCUGCUGCCCGUCCGGAUGCGAGCAGCUGUCAUCACUGGACUACUUCUGUCCACUGUGCAUGUCACCAUUUCUUGGAUGUUAAACGAUAUGGACGCCUUUGUGUGGAAACAGAUAGUGUCCAAUGUUCUCAUCUUCUCCUGCACCAACAUUGUUGGUGUGUGCACUCACUACCCGGCUGAGGGCUCCCAGAGGCAGGCCUUCCAGGAGACCCGGGAAUGCAUCCAGGCUCGCCUCCACUCUCAGAGAGAAAACCAGCAACAGGAACGUCUCCUCCUCUCAGUGCUCCCUCGCCAUGUUGCCAUGGAGAUGAAAGCUGACAUUAAUGCCAAGCAGGAGGACAUGAUGUUUCACAAGAUCUACAUCCAGAAACACGACAAUGUCAGCAUCCUAUUUGCAGACAUCGAGGGUUUCACCAGUCUGGCUUCCCAGUGCACAGCACAGGAGUUAGUGAUGACCCUCAAUGAGCUCUUCGCCCGAUUUGACAAACUGGCAGCGGAGAACCACUGUUUACGAAUCAAGAUCCUCGGAGACUGCUACUACUGCGUGUCUGGGCUGCCAGAGGCGAGGGCUGACCACGCCCACUGCUGUGUGGAGAUGGGGCUGGACAUGAUCGAGGCCAUCUCGCUUGUACGGGAGGUGACAGGAGUGAAUGUGAAUAUGCGAGUGGGUAUCCACAGUGGCAGAGUGCACUGUGGGGUGCUGGGACUCAGGAAGUGGCAGUUUGAUGUCUGGUCCAAUGAUGUCACACUGGCCAAUCAGAUGGAGGCUGGAGGAAAAGCUGGCCGUAUCCAUAUCACCAGAGCUACUUUGAAUUGUCUGAAUGGGGACUAUGACAUGGAGCCAGGAGCAGGAGGAGAAAGAAACAUCUACCUGAAGAAGCACAACAUAGAAACCUACCUCAUUGUGGGCUGCAGUCAGAAAAGGAAAGAAGAAAAAGGCCAUGAGAGCCAAAAUGAACCAACAAAGGACCAUUCUGUUACUCACAACAGCGGUCACUGGACAGACCGGCCCUUCUACAGCCACCUGAGUGGCAAUAAGGUUUCAAAGGAAAUGAAGAGGAUGGGUUUUGAAGACCCCAAAGACAAGAACAUUUAUUUUCAGAAACCACAAGAAAACCUCAACCCAGAAGACGAAGUGGAUGAGUUUCUGGGUCGGGCCAUCGAUGCUCGUAGCAUUGACCGCCUGCGCUCUGAGCAUGUUAAGAAAUUCUUGCUCACCUUUCGAGAGCCUGACCUGGAGAAAAAGUACUCCAAACAGGUGGACUCCAGGUUUGGGGCAUAUGUGGCAUGUGCCUCUCUUGUCUUUGUCUUCAUCUGCUUCAUCCAGAUCGUCAUUGUGCCACACUCUACUUUGAUGAUCAGCUUCUUCAUCACCUGUCUGGUCAUCCUGCUGGCUGUCAUGUUUGUCUCCACUGUCUACUGCUGUUUUGGGCUCUUCCCAGUGCCUCUGCAGACUCUGUCCAAGAGGAUUGUGCGGUCUCGGCUGAACAGCACCCUGGUGGGUGUCUUCACCAUUGUCACCGUCUUUCUUUCUGCCUUCAUCAAUAUUUUUACCUGCAGCAGCAUUGACCUACGGAUCUGCAUCAAGACAGAAUUCAACAUCAGUGUGGACACUGUGAAUGCUUGCCAUGCCCAUCUCCUCAACUACAGCCUGGACACACAGUACAGACCGUGUGGAGACACAUCGCCUAUUUGCACCUUUCCUGAGUACUUCACGCUGUGCGUGCUGCUCAGCCUGCUGGCGUGCGCCGUCUUCCCUGCAGAUCAGCAGCAUGGGUAGCUCUUCCUCAUGCUCUUCAUCGAGCUGGUGUACCUCAUCAUUAUGGAGGUGCCUAAAGUCAGCCUGUUUGACAAUCAGGACCUGCUCAUCAUCACCAAUGCCAUCAUUGCUGCGAAACCCAUGAAUGGAACAAGCUGUGUGGUGGACUCCAAAGUUCCUCUGAAGAUCAUGACUCCAGUGGUCAUUACUGUCUUCGUCCUUGCCCUUCUUCAUGCCCAGCAGGUGGAGUCCACAGCCAGACUGGACUUCCUGUGGAAGCUGCAGGCGACAGAGGAGAAGGAGGAAAUGGAAGAACUGCAAGCCUACAACCGCCGUCUACUCCACAACAUCCUCCCCAAAGAUGUGGCUGCCCACUUUCUGCAGCAAGAACGGCGCAACGACGAGCUCUAUUAUCAGUCGUGCGAGUGUGUCGCUGUCAUGUUCGCCUCCAUCAGCAACUUCUCUGAAUUUUAUGUGGAGCUGGAAGCCAACAAUGAGGGAGUGGAGUGCCUGCGCCUCCUCAAUGAGAUCAUUGCAGACUUCGAUGAGAUCAUCAGUGAGGACCGGUUCCGGCAGCUGGAGAAAAUCAAGACUAUAGGCUCCACCUACAUGGCAGCCUCUGGACUCAAUGACUCCACAUACGACAAAGUCGGACGCACACAUAUACGUGCCCUGGCUGACUAUGCCAUGAGGCGAUGGACCAGAUGAAGUACAUCAAUGAAACACUCAUUCAACAACUUCAAGAUGAAGAUAGGUCUCAACACUGGUCCGGUGGUUGCCGGGGUGAUCGGUGCCAGGAAGCCUCAGUAUGACAUCUGGGGAAACACGGUCAAUGUGGCGAGUCGAAUGGACAGCACUGGUGUUCCAGAGAAGAUUCAGGUGACCACAGACCUGCACCAGGUUCUGAGUUCCUAUAACUACACACUGGAGUACAGAGGGGUAGUCACAGUCAAAGGGAAAGGCGAGAUGAUGACUUAUUUUCUCACUGGUGGGCCCUCCAGCAGUUAACCACCACUCAGUGAAGGGCCUGCAGUGUGGGAAC
Thalassophryne amazonica is the source of this 3706-nucleotide messenger RNA. RefSeq names its product adenylate cyclase 5 (gene adcy5). NCBI's taxonomy places the organism in Eukaryota, Metazoa, Chordata, Actinopteri, Batrachoidiformes, Batrachoididae. Gene Ontology annotation, biological process: adenylate cyclase-activating G protein-coupled receptor signaling pathway; intracellular signal transduction; cAMP biosynthetic process. Gene Ontology annotation, cellular component: plasma membrane. Gene Ontology annotation, molecular function: adenylate cyclase activity. The record is from RefSeq and is a predicted model, not a curated record.